AUGGGUAAAGGAGCAGCCAAAUUUGGCAACAUAAGCGGUCUACUGCCCGCUAGACGAGCAAUUUUAAAAAAUCCUACAACAAAGCAGAUUUCAAAAGUAAAGGAAGCAAAUACUCCACUACCUAAAGGUUUCAAAGGUCUUGGGUAUGCUGAAAACGUUGCUCAUCCUUCAGGAUCCAGCAGAGAGCCCCCUAAGCCUAAAUUCAUCGAUGUCGAACAAAUGAUCAAGCAAACUGUACCUUUGCCCAAGACCGUAAAGACUCCAAAAACGCCUCAGCAGGAAAUGAAAAUGCGCCAGGCAGAACUUCGUAGGGUGUAUCUUGCACAGGCUUUGCGUGGAGAGGAGCGCAGGCUUUUGAAACAGGAAGAAUUACUCGCAAUGAAGCAGAAGUUGAUGAAGGAAAAGCAGCAAGAAAAGCUAGAUGAGUUAGCAAAAUCUCGGUCAAGUGACCUCACCGUUCCCACUCUUGAAAACCUCAUCAACCAGCCUAUUAUGAGAACCCGUACUCCUGAAGAAGAGGAAAUCCUCGCCCUCAAGAGAAAACACAACACAGAACUAUUCCAAUUCAAGAUCAAGCAAAAAAGAAUGGCUGACUUAGUCGCAUUGUACAAUGUUGCCGAUGAAUUUAUUGUCAGCGAAAAGAAACUCGUCCAGCAUAUUGAAAAGGUGUUUGAUAAUUUCAACAUCGAAAGCAUCAGAUCGAAAGCAACCAGUGGCGUCUUUAAUCCUCUCGACAAGCAACAAGCAGAAAUCAUUGACGCGGUAACCGGUACUACGACAGGCCGUCUCGACGGUCAAUAUCCUCCAACUAAUGUAAACCAAACAUAA
This is a messenger RNA of Eremothecium sinecaudum, 828 nucleotides long. RefSeq names its product mitochondrial 37S ribosomal protein mS26 PET123 (gene PET123). The coding region runs from base 1 to 828 and encodes 275 amino acids. NCBI's taxonomy places the organism in Eukaryota, Fungi, Ascomycota, Saccharomycetes, Saccharomycetales, Saccharomycetaceae. The transcript has a single exon. The record is from RefSeq and is a predicted model, not a curated record.